Messenger RNA from Hypomesus transpacificus, 3018 nucleotides. RefSeq names its product myocyte enhancer factor 2b (gene mef2b). NCBI's taxonomy places the organism in Eukaryota, Metazoa, Chordata, Actinopteri, Osmeriformes, Osmeridae. Gene Ontology annotation, biological process: positive regulation of transcription by RNA polymerase II. The transcript has 9 exons. The record is from RefSeq and is a predicted model, not a curated record. Gene Ontology annotation, molecular function: protein dimerization activity; DNA-binding transcription factor activity, RNA polymerase II-specific; RNA polymerase II cis-regulatory region sequence-specific DNA binding. Bases 241 to 1491 code for a protein of 416 amino acids.
GGCAGCGGUCCUGAAUCAGCUUCCAGCAUCAGGUGGACGUCUCUCUAAACCAAGGCUGGCAAGAUUUACUCUAGAGACAGCGACAACGCACCCUGAUUUAAAACAUAAUAUAUCAUAUUAACUGUAUCAGUUGCCAUAUUUGUAAUACCCGUCUCAAACGCUGAAGUCAAGGGAGGAAAGAAACCGGAGAAACAUUAGACAACAGGUUCGACCACGUGUUUGGAGCCGUAGCACAAGACCAUGGGCCGAAAGAAGAUCCAGAUCUCUCGUAUUCUGGACCAGAGAAAUCGCCAGGUGACAUUCACCAAGCGUAAGUUUGGUUUGAUGAAGAAGGCCUAUGAGCUGAGUGUGCUGUGCGACUGCGAGAUCGCACUCAUCAUCUUCAACAGCACCAACCGCCUGUUCCAGUACGCCAGCACGGACAUGGACAAGGUGCUGCUCAAGUACACGGAGUACAGCGAGCCCCACGAGAGCAGGACCAACACGGACAUCCUGGAGACCCUGCGCAGGAAGGGCCUGGGUCUGGACGCGGCCGAGCUGGAGACGGAGGAGAGCGUCCAGGAGGGGGCAGACAAGCUUCCCCUCAGCGAGGGCAUGGAUCUCUCCGUUGCCAGGCAGCGCUACUACGCUCCCUCCCUCCUCUCCCCAGAGGCCCAGUACUUGGUGUCUGCAGGCUGUGAGAACGGCUUCUCCAACUCCUCCAACCCCGGGUUGGCCGCCCACAGACCCCAGGCCUUCAAGCCCCUGGGCCCCAGGCCGGGGUCAGCCGGCCCCCCCAGCCCACACGCUCACGCUGCCUUCAUGUCACCACACUCAGGUAUUGGCUACUCGAUGUUCUCCCAUGGCAACCUGAGUCGGGCCUUGGAGAUGAAGAGUUUGCCCCCGCUGAAUCUGGGUAGUGAGAACCGGAGGGGAGAGACCCACCCCGGGAUGAUGACCUCCCGUACCAACCUCAGCACCGCUAGAGGCCUGCUUUACCAGAGCAUGCACCCAGGGAGUCCCAUGGUGACCAUGGGCAAGGCAGGCCUGCUGGGACACAACCUGGGAUACAACCUGCCCUCCUCCGGACCCCCAGAGUACAGUCCUGCAGGUUUCUUACAGCGGAACCCAGCCAACCCCUGGCAGUCGACCCAGCAGCUCCAGGAUCAGCACGGAGCUCACCUCAGCCCAACAAUGUCCAGCAGAGGGUGCUCCUUCCCCUCCCAGACCCCCACCCCUCCACCUCACCCCUCCCUCAACCUCACCAUCAAAUCCGAACGGGCCUCGCCCGAGCACAUCUGCUCCCCAGCGUCCCCCCCCCGGCACCACCUGACGCAGCGUUCUCCAAUGAGCAACCCUGAUUCCACCCACCACUCCCCCCUGGAGCCUUAUCCAGCCAAUGAGCUGGAGGACUUCUCCAAGGGGGGCUACCCCCCUGCCCAGCACACCGUGGAGGCGAAAGGGGGGCUGCCACUGAGGCAAUUAGAGAUCAGCGAUGGGUGGCAGAGAUAGCCGGCGGGGCCGUACCAACACCACGUGCCUGGCGCAACCCACACCCGCUGCCAACCAACCAACCACUGACACCCACAAUCCACCAGCCCAGCCAAUCACGUGGCUCCCCCACACAGCCAGGGGGAGGAAGAGGAGGGCUUCCUCAUCCCAACACUCCUACAGAGAGACCCCCUUCCCUAAGAGCUGGUCUCCCCUUUGUGAUGAAGGUGUGCCUCUGCAUCUCUCUCCUAUGAUGACAUUUUGUCACGUGUAAAUACCAACCCUACUUUUCCCCGGGGGGACUGUACCUGUCUGUGCAGAUGGGCCGAGUCAGCCUUGGUUUGAUCCAAGAGAGAGCCCCUUGCUUGUGGGCAGAAUAAUCUGAUUCAUUUAGCCAUGUGCUGUGGCUUCAGCUCCAGAGCAGUCUGUCACACUCUGAGGCCCAGUUACUGUACAUAUAUAACUUUAAUGCUUUAGCCUUUAGCCCAAAAAUCAAUGAAGUGGGCGUCUCACAGGAGAGUGAUUAGGGAUCGUUCAUUCGGUCGCAGCUUCCCCAGGAGGCCUCAAUACUGAAACCUGCUUCACACGAAGGCUUUCUCAGGGAUUUGGACCCUUCGAUUCUUUCGACGGGUUCUGUUUGAAACUGAGAUAGUAGAGAGCAAAGUUUUUUUUUUUUGGCGUUUAGCAUUCGAUACUUUCUGUACUGAACGUUUUCUUUAUGUCUCUGCGGAACACAAUCACUUCAAUCAGAGACCAAAGGCUAAGGACGGAAUGUCAUGUGUGCUUUAUCUACUUAAACACUGUCACAGUUGUGUUAGUACUACCUUGUUGGUAUUGUCUUUCUUAAUUGAUACACAAUGUCAUAAACAUGCCAAAGCAUAUAAUACUCUAGAGCAGGGGUUAUCAAACCUUAUGGGGCCAGGGACUCCUUACAGGGGUGAACAUUUUCCAAGGACCUCCCCAUAAUCAUAACACCCAAUCAGCCUUCGCCCUUUGUGCUCUUAACUGGACACAAUAUUCUUGUUUUAUUGGUGCAAAUGGUCCCCAUCUGUAGAUUAUUAUAUAUUUUUUAACUUUUUAAUGAUACAGCACAAUUUUAAAAUGUUAUAAUUGAUGGAGAAAAAAAAUCACGGGACCCCACUUUGAGAACCACUGCUCUAGUGCUCUAGUUUGUAUGCCUGAAAGAAAGCCCUAUCGGUUUAUCAUGCUUGGUGAGGGAUGAAAAGGCUGUGCGUUUGAUUAGUGUGGCGCCUACCUGCUGUUAUUCAUUCAUGCUCUUGAAUAGAUCUCUGAGUUGUUUUACAUGAAAUUUAAAUAAAGUGUCAUGAAUAACAAUGAUAUGUUGUUCUUUAAACAGGCUACAUAAAGUACAUGAACUUGUUUCAAAUAUGUUGUUGCUUAAAAAAAAAAAACAUAUGUCGUAGGUGCUGCGGUAAUCUUUUGUUUAUGUUUCGUGCACUGGAUUUUAGCCAUGAUUUUGUGUCAUGCAUUCUUUUGUGUUUAUAAUUUGGCUGAGAAAUAUGUAUUAAAAUGAGCUUUAUUUGGCAA